Molecule: messenger RNA, 1898 nt
Organism: Hippocampus zosterae (dwarf seahorse)
Lineage: Eukaryota; Metazoa; Chordata; Actinopteri; Syngnathiformes; Syngnathidae
Gene: cd36
Product: CD36 molecule (thrombospondin receptor)
Exons: 12
Coding region: 287-1678 (463 amino acids)
Biological process (GO): amyloid-beta clearance by cellular catabolic process; lipoprotein transport; long-chain fatty acid import into cell
Cellular component (GO): caveola; cytoplasm; cell surface
Molecular function (GO): scavenger receptor activity; low-density lipoprotein particle binding; low-density lipoprotein particle receptor activity
Source: RefSeq, a predicted model, not a curated record
UCCGAUGCAUGGAAUGUUUACUGGCAUGAGCGUUGUUGAAGCAUUUGCCUGGGACUUGCUCUUGUCAACCUUUCGACCGGUUAUCAACGGCUCAGGUCGUCUCAACUGAUACCCGCCUCUUGCCUGACUGAUCAUUAAACCCUAAAUCAGCGUAUAUAAGCGUUGUUCUGGGGAGAAGUGCGCACCUUCUACCUGGCAUCGGCCAACGCUGACGCCGAAGCCUGCGAUAGGAGGCGCGCACAAAAAGAGAAAGCGCGGAAACGCAGUUGGGCGCACGCAGAGAGAGAUGGGCUGCUGUAACAGGAGGUGCGCACUCCUCACCGGAGCCGUCGUCGGGGCGGCGGUGGCCCUGCUGGGGGGCAUCUUGAUCCCGGUGGGGAACAAUCUCAUCGAGGAAACGGUCUUGCAGGAAGCCGUGAUCACACUCGGAACGCCGGCGUAUGACAACUGGCUGUCACCGGGGGGAGCAGUCUACAGACAGUUCUGGUUCUUCGACGUGCAAAACGCCAGGGAGGUGGUGGAGGAAGGUGCCGCUCCGGUUGUGGCGGAGAAGGGACCAUACACCUACUUGACCAGGUACUUGCCCAAAGCCAACGUCUCCUUCCACGCCAACAACACCGUCUCCUUCUUGCUCCCGCUGGGUGCCACCUUCGAGCCGUUCUUGUCGGUGGGACCGGAAGAGGACAUCAUCACCUCCCUGAACUUGGCCGUGGCGGGGGUGUAUUCAAAGCUUCCAAUUGUGCUGCAUCCUGUCCUGGAGACCAUGAUCAAGAGCACCAACUCGUCCUUGUUCCAGCAGCGCAGCGUCCGGGAGCUGCUGUGGGGGUACAAAGACCCCAUCUUGAAAGCCACCGUGGGCCUUUUUGCACCCUACAACGGCACCUUUGACGGCUACUACACGGUCCACACCGGCAAGGGUGACAUCGGCAAAGUGGGCACCAUCGACACGUGGCGAGGAUCCAGGAGCUUGCCCUUCUGGGACGACAAGUACUGCAACAUGAUCAACGGGACAGAUGGUUCUAAUUUUGCUCCCUUUAUGGAUCCGACAAAGCCCAUCUACUUCUUCUCCUCCGACAUCUGCAGGUCGGUGUCGGCCAACUUUGAGCAUUCCUCGGAGCUGAAGGAGAUCCCGGUGUACCGCUUCGGACUGCUGCCGUCCACCUUAGCCUCGCCGGUGGACAACCCCGACAACCACUGCUACUGUCGGAAUCCCAAGACCACCAAGAACUGCACCUUGGCAGGAGUGCUGGACAUAAGUUCCUGUCAAGACGGACAGCCCAUCUACAUCUCCUUGCCGCACUUCCUUCAUGCUACGCCGUCCAUGCAUCAGGCUAUUAAGGGGCUCAACCCGAGCGAGGAACACCAUAAGACCUACCUAGACGUGGAACCUAUCACGGGAAUUACCCUCGGCUUUGCCAAGAGAAUCCAGGUGAACAUGAUGUACGGACCCUCCAAGAUCAUCACGGUGUUGAAGAAAAUCAACGAAAGCAUCAUUUUCCCUUUGGUCUGGAUGAACGAGACGGCGCAACUGGGCGACGAUGCUGCCAGCCUGCUCAAGGAGGAGCUGGUGGACCGGAUCAAGAUGCUGGACGUGGUCCAGAAGGUCCUGCUGGGCGCGGGCCUGGCCGUCUUCGCCCUUUGCCUCAUCGGUUGGAAAAUGUCCGAUGCUGCUCUUUGAUACGGACUUAUUAUUUACAAUGUCACUUUGAUAGUGCUACUGUGAUUUUUGUAAAGGGUAAAACUCGCCUUGGAGUCGUGUCACUUUAAUUCAAAGAAUCAGGGAUUCGGGGGGCCUUCAAGUGCAAUCCGAGAAGCCAUUUCAAGACUACGUGAUGCCGAUUCUGUUGAUUUGUGUUUAUUAAGUUUUGUUGCUUCAAAGGAAUAAAAGCAAAAGUAUC